AUGGCUUCUGAGGAGGACAAGCGUCAUGCACCCAACGGCGGAGGCACUCUGGUGCUGGAUACGUCGUGGAUCGACAACUCUGCUGUUGUUGCGGUCGCCUCUGGUGGAGGUAGUGGCGGCGUAACUCGAGGGCGCGGCGGUGGCAAGCGGCGCACUCGCCGACGCACUCUAAGCCCAUCGAUCGGCAAGCACAACUACAUGUCCAACGUUGACUUGAAUGACCCCAUGAAGUAUCCGAGUCUCCCAUCGUCGGGCGGUGACGACGGCGGCAGCAGCAACCAUCAGAAGAGCAGCAGCCCUAGCAGCCACAAUCAAGAAAUCGGAGGAGGAUCAGCCGAGCUGACGAUCCUUCGCCCUCCUCCUCAGCGGGACACCGAUGCUGCUGUUACUUCGCCUGGUGCCGAUUCCGCCGCCGCUAUUAGCGUUCCUGCUUCGCCUAGCGGCAGCACGGCAAGCCCGGACACCGAUCUACCGGACCCCACGGCCGUCGCCGACCUGUUCGAGGCCGAGGAGGGGACAACACCGGCUCCGCGGCCGUCGCCGCUGGGCACCCUCAAUAACAACGAGACGAAGCCCUCCUCAUCAUCCGCUCCAAAGAAGAAAAGCGAAGGGAAACAGGAGCCUCGGGGGCAAGCGUCGUCGGCAGCGGUAGCACGGGGGCGUCUUAGUCGCCGCGCCACUUUCGGCGGAGCAGAUGCUCGCAUACGCCUGGAAGCGGAAAACCUCGCACCUGUUUUGCCCAGCAAGCCACCCAACCCUGUUCCUGCUGCUCCAGCUCCUACCGCCACGAGAUCGCCUAGGGCCAUGGACGGAGAGGUCGUUGGUGCCGCGGAGGAGCAAGCUUCGGGUCUCUCUACUGCGGCAGCGGCGCCGGUAACUCGUCCAGGCGAUGGCGAAGAAACACAGGAGCGGGUCCCGCCGCCGCCGCCGCCCGCUGCCGCGACGAAGAAGAGCAGGUCCCGCAGCUCCAGGCGCAGGUCGAUCGUGAUGCCCUGCGAAGCUCAACCGUUGAUGGACAGCGAUCUCGGUGACGGCCACGCCGAGGCCGAAACCGCAAACAUGCCGCCGCCGCCGCCGCCGCCCGCGCCGCCCGCCACCGGGGGUGAUGGCACGGCCGCAGCGGCGGCGGCACCUGCAGACGGCGACGGCAAGCCAAGCCGAGGCAACACCAGCACGACCAAUUCCCCGGCUGACGAGCUCCCGCUCUCCUCGAUCAACGUCGUGUCCUGCCUGUCCCGCCCGCUCGCGGCUCAGCGCGGCUGGCCGGUGGGCGAUGAGGACACCAGGAAGCGGCUCUUUCGGGCGUUCUACGGGGCCGCCCCGGGCUCGCAGAGAGCGAGGCGCGUCGCGGCGCGGCUGUUCUGCCUGACGGGGUACGCCUUGUCCGCCGUGGCCCCGGAGGAUGCACGGGUUCUGUGCGAGGUGGCGGGGGAUAGCAUGGAGUGGGGGCUGGAGGGGGACGAGCCCAGGCUGGUUAGUCAGCCCGUCCGCCGCGAGUCGAAGGAGCAGAAGAGGGGGCUGGUGCUGCGAAUCAAGCCGCUUUUCGAUCUCAUGGACAAGGCCUCCAAGGACGAGAAGCUCAAGGCUGAAUCGGCAACCGGGGUCGUGUCGCGGAAAGCCGCCCCUGACGGCUUCUGCUACGAGGACCGCGAGACAGGCGAGCCCGUCGAGCCGGGCGCGUACAAGGGUCCGUACCUGAGACACGUCCGCGAUGUUCGCGCAUCCAGGGUUCGGGAGUUUGCGGCGGCGCGAAGGGUUGCUGCUGCUGCUGCCGCUGCCGCUGCUGCUUCUUCCUCUGCCUGCCCGGAGACGGCCGUCGAUGGUAUGAUGCCGGGGGUCGAGAAGAGCGCGUCGUCGUCGGUGAAGGGCACAGCCAUUUCUGUUGCCUGCACCUCACCCACGCGAGCGGAGGCGGCGAGCAAGUCUCGGCGUGACGGAGAGGGGCUGGUUGCAGACCCGGCGACCGAUGCUUUCCCAGCGGCCAGCGGCGUUACUGUGGAGGAGUCGCCCACGGAGAAGGAGAGUCUUCUGCCUGGCGCCGCUUUGGGGGGUGGGGUUGACAACAACGGAGACACGCCUUCGAAGAAAAUCGAUGGUGGUGGUGCGGUUGUCGCGGUAGAAGAGGGAGAGGCCCGAGACGAUGCGUCGGGGGCAGAAGAAGCUGACGUGCUGGCAAUGACAGAUGGUAUUACACAGGAGACGUCGCCCGAAGCCGCGGCAGAAACACCACGGACGAUAACUCCAGGGGAAGGGGGGGGCGUGGGGACGACAGCAGCGGUGGCGACGAACGCCGCGGAAAUCGAAACUCUGGUUCCUUCGGAUGAAGCGGCGGUGGUGGAUGGUGCAGGGCAGGAGGAAGCCAUGGCUGAAGCGUUGGGCAGGACGACGAAGAAGGUUGGCGAGAUAGCUGCCUCGAUGACAAGCUCGGGGUUGGGCCCCAAGGAAGAUGCCUAUGCUUCAGGCCUACCGGCGAAGGCGGCCCCAGCAGCCACAACCCCGUUGACCGAUGACGUCGGCCGCACGAGGGCGGUGGCGGCACCGGCGGCCGCAACGGUCGACACCGACGGCCAGCCCACGCCUGACUCGCCUCUCUUGCCUCUGCUGCAGCUGCGUCUUUCGGAGGAGGAAGACGACGAGCGGUUCGAAUAUUCUCUUGCCUGGGGAGCGGGUGCGGAAGCUGGCGGCGGCGGCGGCGGCGGCGGGUCGUCACAAGCAGGUGGAAAGGCACGACGACGAAGCCUGGCCAAAGCGUUCUCCUCGCACAAAACAAGGAAGGAGCCAAAGGCGCACGAGGGAGUGGGGGCGAGGCCGGCGGCGCAAGCAGCAGGAAACGAAUCUGAGGCGCGGGGCGAUGGGGUUGGGGGCGGCAAGACGACGACGUUGACGUGCAGACUUUGUUGCCGAAACGCCUGCGACACGGUGAUGAAGCCUUGCCAACAUUCGGCGUGCGGCGUGUGCGUGGACAAGCUGCGGGGCCAGGCGGAACAGUCUGGGCAGGCCUUGUCGUGUCCUUGGGACCGGCGGGGUGUAGAUGAGAUACGUCCACUGCAAGAAAAGAAUUGA
Messenger RNA from Ectocarpus siliculosus, 3063 nucleotides. The record is from the annotation of a GenBank genome assembly. Lineage: Eukaryota; Phaeophyceae; Ectocarpales; Ectocarpaceae.